CAGCCCAUUUUCACCACCCGUGCGCACGUCUUCCAGAUCGACCCCAGCACCAAGAAGAACUGGGUGCCUGCAAGCAAGCAGGCGGUCACUGUUUCCUACUUCUAUGAUGUCACGAGGAACAGCUAUCGGAUCAUCAGUGUGGACGGAGCCAAGGUGAUCAUAAACAGCACAAUCACACCAAAUAUGACUUUCACCAAAACGUCACAGAAGUUUGGGCAGUGGGCCGACAGCAGAGCCAACACAGUGUUUGGUCUGGGAUUUUCCUCCGAGCAGCAGCUAACAAAGUUUGCAGAGAAAUUCCAGGAGGUGAAAGAAGCUGCCAGAGUAGCCAGAGACAAGUCCCAGGAGAAAACGGAGACCUCGAGUAAUCAUUCCCAAGCAUCCAGUGUCAAUGGGACGGAUGACGAAAAAGCCUCUCACGUGGGUCCAGCUGACACACACCUCAAGUCUGAGAAUGACAAGCUGAAGAUUGCUUUGACACAGAGCGCUGCCAACGUGAAGAAAUGGGAGAUUGAGCUGCAGACCCUGCGAGAGAGCAAUGCGCGGCUGACCACGGCGCUGCAGGAGUCAGCGGCCAGCGUGGAGCAGUGGAAGAGGCAGUUCUCCAUCUGCCGCCUCGAGAACGACCGGCUCCGCAGCAAGAUCGACGAGCUGGAGGAACAGUGCAGUGAGAUAAACAGAGAGAAGGAGAAGAAUACCCAGCUGAAGAGGAGGAUCGAGGAGCUGGAGUCAGAACUCCGAGAAAAGGAGACGGAGUUGAAAGAUCUCCGAAAACAAAGUGAAAUCAUACCUCAGCUCAUGUCAGAGUGUGAAUAUGUGUCAGAGAAGUUAGAGGCUGCAGAAAGAGACAAUCAAAACCUGGAAGACAAAGUGCGUUCCCUAAAGACGGACAUUGAGGAGAGUAAGUACCGACAGCGCCACCUGAAGGGGGAGUUGAAGAGCUUCCUGGAGGUGCUGGACGGGAAGAUCGACGACCUCCACGACCUCCGCCGGGGCCUCUCCAAGCUGGGCACGGACAACUAGGGCCCCGCUGUGAGUCCCAAGUGCGCGUGUGAAACGAAGUAGGCCUAGGACGUUCUCCUGUUUGCGUCGCUUCUGUACAUGCAGGCGCAGCUUGUCCUGUUUCCAAACCAGCUGUGCCGCCCACUCACCCCUCUCCAGGAUAGGACUCUCCUCUGCUUCUCUGGCUCCGUGGGGUUGUGGACAACUGGAAGAUUCUGACUCAGGAAUCCAGAACUAGGUCUACCUUAAACGUUUAUGCAGUCAGGGCAGGGAUGUUUAUAUCUUUCUUAAGGGCUGUUGCAACCGUAUGAACUGGAAAAAGGUAUUUUCUAAUCCAAAUAUCAGUAUCCUUUUUACAUCAGGCCAUCUUGCCUCUUUUGUCGGAUAGCAUUCAGAAUAUUUGAACGUCCACCAGGCAUGGAGGGAACAGCUCCCCUCUCAGUAAACAAGGAGAUGCUUUAAAACACCAUUUAGUAGCGACUUAUCCAGAGAAAGAAACAAGUUUCCGGUGGGUGCGUUUUCUGGCAGGGGAAUCACCUGCAUCCAGAAUACUCCCUUCGUGCCCCCAGUUUGUACGGUUGUGACAAUGUUCCUUUUCUUGGUUUUAAUUUCUGAGCAGAUGAUUGUGCUGUGGGAACAGCACACAGUGAGGGUGCCUAGCACAGUGCCUGGCACAAGUAGGUGCUUAAUAAAUAUUUGCUCAAUUAAACAUA
Molecule: messenger RNA, 1715 nt
Organism: Galeopterus variegatus (Sunda flying lemur)
Lineage: Eukaryota; Metazoa; Chordata; Mammalia; Dermoptera; Cynocephalidae
Gene: HOMER2
Product: homer homolog 2 (Drosophila)
Exons: 8
Coding region: 184-1023 (279 amino acids)
Biological process (GO): regulation of store-operated calcium entry; G protein-coupled glutamate receptor signaling pathway
Cellular component (GO): dendrite; postsynaptic density; cytoplasm
Molecular function (GO): G protein-coupled glutamate receptor binding
Source: RefSeq, a predicted model, not a curated record